Molecule: messenger RNA, 775 nt
Organism: Effrenium voratum
Lineage: Eukaryota; Dinophyceae; Suessiales; Symbiodiniaceae
Source: the annotation of a GenBank genome assembly
GGAGAGCUGGCGGCUCAAAAGGCGGGCGCAACCCCUCGCCUGCCAGGUCUCCACGAAUGGAGGUGGCUGCCCGGCCCCAUGCUCGCCGACCUGGCGGUGGGCGUGCCGCGGGGGCCACCGCCGCAGGCCGUGCUUGAGAAGCGGCCUUGGUGGACCUCCCUGAUUGUGUUGCUUGGCGUCACCUCGAUCUUUCAGUUCACCACCCUCGAUGUGGUCGGCGGCAUGCUCACAGCCCUGAUGCUCUUCUUGGCCUGCAUGAUGAUCACAGACGGGAUGGCUGAGAUGCACAGGUGCGCCGUGGCGUUUUCGAUGCUCAGCAUGCUCUGCCUCUUUUUUGACAUGGUGCCGCUGCUCUCCAGCGUGGGCGGCAGGUCUGAGGUGACUGUGGAGCCGGUGAGCCGAGUGAGCACCAAGAACGAGUUGCGGAUCACGUACGAGACGAUCAUCAAGACGACACCCUUCUUCGAUAACACCCAGGGCUAUGUUUACAACGGCGGCAGCGUAGUGAUGAUCCUGUCGCCGGUGGCCAUGCUACUGGGAGCGUACCUGGCGGGCCAGGCGCACGUGGAGCUGCAGGGGCCCACCAGCUCCGAGCUUGACCGAGAUUGGCCGGAGGCUCGUGUCCGCCGCAGGAGGCCGGCCCUCGGGACAGUGCCUAGCUCGCCAGUGGAUGGCUCAGCAGCGACGUUGCUCAGGUUCUCCGGGCCCAGCCACCGCUUGGAGCCGGAUUGACGCCGAGGGCGCACAGCUUGUGUUGCAAAAAGGAUGUGGUGCA